Molecule: messenger RNA, 1029 nt
Organism: Procambarus clarkii (red swamp crayfish)
Lineage: Eukaryota; Metazoa; Arthropoda; Malacostraca; Decapoda; Cambaridae
Source: RefSeq, a predicted model, not a curated record
AUGCUCAUAUACAACAAUAUGCUCAUAUACAACAAAUAUGCUCAUAUGCAACAAAUAUGCUCAUAUACAACAAAUAUGCUCAUAUGCAACAAAUAUGCUCAUAUACAACAAAUAUGCUCAUAUACAACAAAUAUGCUCAUAUGCAACAAAUAUGCUCAUAUACAACAAAUAUGCUCAUAUACAACAAAUAUGCUCAUAUACAACAAAUAUGCUCAUAUACAACAAAUAUGCUCAUAUACAACAAAUAUGCUCAUAUACAACAAAUAUGCUCAUAUACAACAAAUAUGCUCAUAUACAACAAAUAUGCUCAUAUACAACAAUAUGCUCAUAUACAACAAAUAUGCUCAUAUACAACAAAUAUGCUCAUAUACAACAAAUAUGCUCAUAUACAACAAAUAUGCUCAUAUACAACAAAUAUGCUCAUAUACAACAAAUAUGCUCAUAUACAACAAUAUGCUCAUAUACAACAAAUAUGCUCAUAUACAACAAUAUGCUCAUAUACAACAAAUAUGCUCAUAUACAACAAAUAUGCUCAUAUACAACAAAUAUGCUCAUAUACAACAAAUAUGCUCAUAUACAACAAAUAUGCUCAUAUACAACAAUAUGCUCAUAUACAACAAAUAUGCUCAUAUACAACAAAUAUGCUCAUAUACAACAAAUAUGCUCAUAUACAACAAUAUGCUCAUAUACAACAAAUAUGCUCAUAUACAACAAUAUGCUCAUAUACAACAAAUAUGCUCAUAUACAACAAUAUGCUCAUAUACAACAAAUAUGCUCAUAUACAACAAUAUGCUCAUAUACAACAAAUAUGCUCAUAUACAACAAUAUGCUCAUAUACAACAAUAUGCUCAUAUGCAACAAUAUGCUCAUAUACAACAAAUAUGCUCAUAUACAACAAAUAUGCUCAUAUACAACAAUAUGCUCAUAUACAACAAUAUGCUCAUAUACAACAAAUAUGCUCAUAUACAACAAUAUGCUCAUAUACAACAAUAUGCUCAUAUACAACAAAUAUGCUCAUAUACAACAUAA